This is a messenger RNA of Acomys russatus (golden spiny mouse), 1306 nucleotides long. It is a transcript of the gene Gna13, whose product is annotated as G protein subunit alpha 13. Bases 111 to 1244 code for a protein of 377 amino acids. The record is from RefSeq and is a predicted model, not a curated record. Gene Ontology annotation, molecular function: G-protein beta/gamma-subunit complex binding; D5 dopamine receptor binding; guanyl nucleotide binding. NCBI's taxonomy places the organism in Eukaryota, Metazoa, Chordata, Mammalia, Rodentia, Muridae. The transcript is spliced from 4 exons. Gene Ontology annotation, cellular component: brush border membrane; heterotrimeric G-protein complex. Gene Ontology annotation, biological process: Rho protein signal transduction; adenylate cyclase-activating G protein-coupled receptor signaling pathway.
CGGGCCGCCGCUGCGCUCCCCGCCCUCCAGCCGCCUUGCCGGAGCCUCCCGCUGCCGGAGGACGAGGUGGAGGAGCCGCAGGGGCCCGCCGAGGCGGCGGCGGCGGCAAGAUGGCGGACUUCCUGCCGUCGCGCUCCGUGCUGUCCGUGUGCUUCCCGGGCUGCGUGCUGACGAACGGCGAGGCCGAGCAGCAGCGCAAGUCCAAGGAGAUCGACAAAUGCCUGUCGCGGGAGAAGACCUACGUGAAGCGGCUGGUGAAGAUCCUGCUGCUGGGUGCGGGCGAGAGCGGCAAGUCCACCUUCCUGAAGCAGAUGCGGAUCAUCCACGGCCAGGACUUCGACCAGCGCGCGCGCGAGGAGUUCCGCCCCACCAUCUACAGCAACGUGAUCAAAGGUAUGAGGGUGCUGGUAGAUGCCCGAGAGAAGCUUCAUAUUCCCUGGGGAGAUAACAAAAACCAGCUCCAUGGAGACAAGUUGAUGGCCUUUGAUACCCGCGCCCCCAUGGCUGCCCAGGGGAUGGUGGAAACGCGAAUUUUUUUGCAGUAUCUUCCUGCUAUCAGAGCCUUAUGGGACGAUAGCGGCAUACAGAAUGCUUAUGAUCGGCGGCGGGAAUUCCAGCUGGGUGAGUCUGUGAAGUAUUUCCUGGAUAACUUGGAUAAACUUGGAGUACCGGAUUACAUUCCGUCACAGCAAGAUAUCCUGCUUGCCAGGAGACCCACCAAAGGCAUCCAUGAGUACGACUUUGAAAUUAAAAAUGUUCCUUUCAAAAUGGUCGAUGUUGGUGGCCAGAGGUCGGAACGGAAACGCUGGUUUGAAUGCUUUGACAGUGUGACAUCAAUACUCUUCCUUGUUUCUUCAAGUGAAUUUGACCAGGUGCUUAUGGAGGAUCGCCUGACCAAUCGCCUUACAGAGUCUCUGAACAUUUUUGAAACUAUUGUCAACAACCGCGUUUUCAGCAACGUCUCCAUAAUUCUCUUCUUGAACAAGACAGACUUGCUUGAGGAGAAAGUGCGAGCUGUGAGUAUCAAAGACUACUUCCUGGAAUUUGAAGGGGACCCACACUGCUUAAGAGACGUCCAAAAGUUCCUGGUGGAAUGCUUCCGGGGCAAACGCCGGGACCAGCAGCAGAGGCCGCUGUACCACCAUUUCACCACCGCCAUCAACACGGAGAACAUCCGCCUCGUGUUCCGGGACGUGAAGGACACGAUCCUUCACGACAACCUCAAGCAGCUCAUGCUGCAGUGACGCCGAGACCGGACCUUGUUGUGGUUGUGAUGGUUCUGUUUGUCUUUUUUUUUUUUUUUUAA